GUUAUUGGAGCACUUAUGGAUAUGGAAGCUAAUGAGAAGAAUGAAGAAGAUUUCACUAAUUCUAAUGCUUGUGACGAUGUUGAUGAUGUGGAUGAUGAUGACCUCUUGGAAGAGGAGUUAAGGGAUUUGCAAAAUGCUCCACUUGCCGGCUCGGAGGCUGGGAUAUCGAAGAGUAAGCCGAUUACCAAGAGGCACAUAAGCUCAAGGAAUGGACACCGUAGGACUGCCCACUUGGGUAGUGAAGUUACAAAGUCAAAAUUCCUCCGUUGA
Eruca vesicaria subsp. sativa (arugula) is the source of this 270-nucleotide messenger RNA. The record is from the annotation of a GenBank genome assembly. NCBI's taxonomy places the organism in Eukaryota, Viridiplantae, Streptophyta, Magnoliopsida, Brassicales, Brassicaceae.